Molecule: messenger RNA, 683 nt
Organism: Exaiptasia diaphana
Lineage: Eukaryota; Metazoa; Cnidaria; Anthozoa; Actiniaria; Aiptasiidae
Exons: 2
Coding region: 1-576 (191 amino acids)
Source: RefSeq, a predicted model, not a curated record
AUGGCACGUWAACCCGAAAUGCAAGGACAGUUKCUGCCUCACUUUGCAUUGGCGCUGUUUUUGGUAUUCCUUCCUGGAAAAGUUGUUGGAAAUCUGGAAAAAGUUUCAGCGAUCAAAGCGAGMACCGMACCAAUAUGCAUCGGAGCCAAGGGYGACGCAUUCGGAAAAAUCAUCAUCACCAAGGACGGGCUUAUCAAAUCAUUUAAGCUUGUCCACAUCUCUGGGAGCUUAAAAUCUGCGAGCAAUCAUUUUSCUGGAAAUUGGGGAUCUGGAAGUUAUUCUCGGAAUUUCCCGCCGAAAAUAGCAAUUCACAUUACUGACGACGAUAAUUUCAGAAUUACUCCACCAGAAAACUAUACAUUGGAUAGGCCAGAUACACGCAUGGGCUAUGAUCUUACUGGAUAUAGUUAUAACAGUGAWGUGUURGUUUUACCUAAUAUUUCUCCUACUAUGAUGGUMAUGGUGGGAGACGAGUUUAGGAUUUGGUACGGAGAAGAUUUGAAGAAUGUAUGGGAAGCUGACAAUUCAGGACAGACAUGCGCAGAAGUGUACGUCUUGUACACCGAGUUCUUUUAAGAAUUGAAAGAAGAGGGCGUUUACGCAUGCGCGAACAUGCUGAUUGGUUGAUUGAUACCAAUUAUCAUAUAGAUGAUUUCUAACGCGCGCUCUGAUUGGCCCAUAAA